AUGGCGGCGGCGGGGGGCACCCAGGGCGGCGGCGGGAGCAGCAAUGUGUCGCUGCUAGCUGCGGUAGUAGUAGUAGCAGCGGUGACGAGGACAUUCAGUGUUUUCCUAACAGGAAGUUGUGUUUCUCUCCUCUCUACCAGGGCCACAGCCUCCAUGUUCCUGGAGAAGCAGAAGCUGAAUGUGGAAGGCAUGGUGUCUGGGUUCGAGGAGAAAUUAGCCAAAGAAGGCGCCAUUUAUGAUCAACCGAAUGCCCUCCCGAGUCGCAACCAGCAGCUGCAGCUUCUGCGUCAGGACGUCACCGCCAAGAAGGAUGAGGUGACUAAACUAGGCAGAGACUUGGACAUGACGGAGCAGUCCUGCAGCUCUUUGCAGCGGACAUUCAAUGAAUACUGUCCGGACAUCCGCCGCCAGGAGAAUGAGGUGAAACAGCUGAAGAACCGCUACACGUCUGUCAAUAAUCAGCUCCAGGAAAGGUCUGCCCUCUUAAAGCAAUCAACCAAUAAAAACCAAGAUUUCCAGAAUGCUGUUCAGGGACUGGAUUUCUUCUUGCUCAAUUUGCCCAAUAACUCCAUCAAACCUACAGACGAUGUGAAGCAAAUAACAACCAAACAAAACUCUCAAAGGAAAGUAGUUGAGGACACCAAGAAGAAAUCCGAUGAUCUGGACCGAGUCAAGUAUCUGUCCCGAGAUCUGCAGAGCGUCCUGAAUGAGUAUGACGCUAAGUUGAACACUUACCGUGGCACUCUGAAUGAGGAGGAUGAGGAUGAUGUUGACUAUGAGGAACCAGUCCCAACGUUGCGUCAAACUUCAACCAUGGCUAAGGCUGUACAGAGAAAGGAGAAAAAUCUACUGAACCUGUUCUCCGAGGUGUCUGCAGGAAACGAGCAGAUACUCCACCAGUUGGGGACAACAAAACACAUCAAGGCCAGGAAUGAACAGAAAGUCAGUCAGGUGGUGGUCCAUCAGCAGAUGCAGCUAAAAAGCGACAGGAAGGACCUGGAGGCAAGUGAUAGUCUGAAAAAGGAAUUAAGUGAGGAGGUAGCCAGACGCUUGCAUGCUGAAAGAGACCUGGAAACAUACCGUAAGAGGUUUGUGUCUCUGAAGAGUAGGAGAGGAGUGGAGAGGUUGGAGGAGAAGGAGGUGGUGGAAUACUACCAUGACCCGAAACUGGAGUUGGAACUCCAGUCACUGAAAAGUCGGAUCCAGGAUGAGUCUUUGAAGAGGACAAGAACCCGUUCGGAGAUCGAAAUUAUCAACGUGACGAUCCACAAACUGGAAACACAGCUGAUCACAGUCGAACCCAGACUGUUGACCAAGGUGAUGACGGAGUAUGAGAGAGACCCCCAGCUUGACAAAGACGCCGUCAGGAUGAGAGAAGAGAUAGAGAGGAUAAGGCUGAUGCUCCAAACGAGAGAUACUGAGAAAAUUCAAGUGAAAACCGAGCUCACGGUGUUGUCUCAGCAGAAACAAAAAACCAGGUCGAAGAUCGUGAAGAAGGAAGUGGUGAGGCUUGAGAAGGAUCCACAGAUGCUGAAAUCUGUUCUCACGUUCCAGACUAAUAUCUCAGAGGAGGAUUUCAGGUCCGAGUCGCUCAACACUAGCAUCUUUAGCACAAGGAGCCAGAUCAACACAUUGGAGAGGGUCAUUCCCACCAUCCAACCUAAGAUAGUCACCAAGAUGGUAAAGCAAGUACAGCAAGAUCCAAAAUCGCUGGAAGAGUCAAAGAAGCUGCGAAUUGCCUUGGAGGAGGAGAAGGAUGAGAAUGUUAUCUUGUUGAAGGACCUGACCACCAUGCUGAUAUGUUAUGGUGACCUGGAAAAGCUCAGACCUAAAGUUGAGGUCAAGGAGAUCAUCAAUGAGAUCUACAGAGUUGAUCCUGAGACAGAAAUCGAGCUGGUGCGUCUGAAGAAAGAACUUCAGGACUCUGUCCGUAACCGCACGAACCUGGAGUACGAAAGCAAGACAUUGAUUACGACUCUGACCACCCUGCGCUCUCAGAAACCCAAGAUAGAGUACAAGGAGGUGACCCAGGAAGUGAUCAAAGAAGAGAAGAGCCCAGAGGUUACCAGGGAAUUGCAAAGGCUGAACAACCAAGCUUCCCGUCUGCUAGUCAACUACGAGACCACCAUCGAGCUGCUGACCCGACUCCGCAGAGACAGAGAUGAGCUGAAGGUGGAAAAGUCCAAAGUGGAGACCAAGCUUGUCACGAAAGAGCUCAUCAAAUAUGAGAAUGAUCCUCUCCUUGAAAAAGAGGCUGACAGACUCCGGAGGAAUGUCAGAGAAGAGAUCCAACAACGCCGCAGUGUGGAGGAGUUGCUCUUUGAGAUCCAGAACCAGUACAUCCUCCUCGAAAGGCAGAAGCCCGAGGAGACGAUAGUCAUGCAAGAAGUGGUGCGUCUUCAGAAGGACCCCAAGCAGCUAGUGGAGCAUGACAAGUUGAACAAGAACCUAGACGAUGAAUUGAAAGCCCGCAGAAAGCUUGAUAUAGAGGUCAGACAGCUCAGAGCGCUGAUUCAAGACAAAGAGAGAACCCUGGCUCAGAUGGACGAACGCCAGAAGAAGAUUAAAGUGGAGUCCGAGCUCAGGCAGAUCAAGUCUCGCAUUCUUGAAUUGGAAAACGCUCCGCCGCCCGUUGAGGAAAGGAUCAUCAUCGAGGAGAUCCUGAAAGUGGAGCGGGAUCCUAAGCUGGACAGACUUACUGAUGAUAUACGCGCCGACAAGGAGACCGAAGCCAACCAUAUCAGUCGUAUUGAGAGAGAAAUCCGCAACCUGAGGUUAAAGUUGGAAAUUCUGCAAAAGGAGAAAACAAUAGAGAAGGUGGUUUACAGAGAGGUUGUUCGCGUAGAGAAAGACCCGGCGUUGGAGGCUGAAAGGGAACAUAUGAGAGACCUCGUAACGCAGGAGAGAAAUCUGAGGCGUGACCAGGAAGACGACACCCAGAACCUCCACAUCAGAAUUACUCACCUGCAUUCGUCGCACUCCGUGACUUCUGAGGAAGAAACCAGUCUCGUCAUCAUCAAAGAUACCAUGCAGAGAGAGAAGGAGGAUCUCCUCAGACAGCUCAAAAUGCUAGAGGCUCAAAGAAAUACCAUCACCAUGACCUUCCAGCAACAGUCCAAGCUGAUCAGUGAGAGAAACAUGAUGUCCAAGCAGAGGAGUCUGAGGUCAUCCUCUGACCUAGGACGGCUGGAGAAAGAAAUCCUCAACGAGAAGGACAAAAUACACCAGAGAGACAUACUUAUCAUCGAGUUGCAGAGCAGUGUCCAGAGAGAGGACCACUCUGAAACUCACACACGGGAGACAAACCUCUCAACGAAGAUCACCAUCCUGGAUCCAGAGACCGGUAAAAACCUGUCUCCCUAUGAUGCCUAUGCACAGGGGCUGAUUGAUCGCAAACACUACAUCCAGCUGUCUGAGUUGGAAUGCGACUGGGAGGAAAUCACUUCAACUAGUCCAGAUGGCAACACAACAAUCCUGCAGGAUCGCAAAAGUGGAAAGCAGUACUCCAUCAAUGAGGCUCUGAAGGACGGUCGCUUGACCCAGUACGACAUGUCCUGCUACAGGGAAGGGAAAAUGUCCAUUACUGAGUUUUCCCUCCUUGUCGCUGGGGAACCCAGCAUGCCCGUCUUUCCUCCAGUCAUCCAUUCAGCCCAUCGAUCACCCAUCAGAACCACCUCACCCUCUCCUUUGAGCUACAUGCCAAGCUCCCUGAGGUCCUCCUUCCCCAGCCUCAACACUCAAUACAACAGCUCACCUCAACUCAACAUUCGCAAAAGUGGCAGUCUGAGCAACCUCACUUCCACAGCAGUGAUGAGUAUUUCCCCAUCUCCGGCAUUUUAGACACCACCACUGACAGCCGCAUGUCCGUGAGAA
This is a messenger RNA of Notothenia coriiceps (black rockcod), 3873 nucleotides long. Its product is annotated as envoplakin-like. Gene Ontology annotation, biological process: wound healing; intermediate filament cytoskeleton organization. The record is from RefSeq and is a predicted model, not a curated record. Gene Ontology annotation, molecular function: structural molecule activity; cadherin binding. NCBI's taxonomy places the organism in Eukaryota, Metazoa, Chordata, Actinopteri, Perciformes, Nototheniidae. Gene Ontology annotation, cellular component: cytoskeleton; intermediate filament; cytoplasm.